This is a messenger RNA of Emericellopsis atlantica, 1449 nucleotides long. RefSeq lists its product as uncharacterized. NCBI's taxonomy places the organism in Eukaryota, Fungi, Ascomycota, Sordariomycetes, Hypocreales, Bionectriaceae. The transcript has a single exon. The record is from RefSeq and is a predicted model, not a curated record. The coding region runs from base 134 to 1090 and encodes 318 amino acids.
GACACUACUGCCGCCCUCCAACUGAACGCCACCACGACAAGGCUGCCCCGCAGAAAAGUCCUUGGAACCGAAUCGCCACACUAUUCCAUCACGGCAUUUCGAACUUGGAUCCUCACAACGGGCCACCUUCACCAUGGCACCGGGUCGACGACCAGCCAAAUCAGGCGUUCUGGUCAUCAGGACGCCGCCAGCAACAGCACCGGCGGCUGCGCCUGCACUCUCCAAGGGAGCAUCGACAGCGCCUGCUCCUUCGGGCGACGUCGACAGCAUCCCCAUUGCGGACCUGACACUCGACGUCCCUCUCAGACCAUUUCAGCGCAAGCGCCGCGUUCCCGACCGGUCUUUUCCGUUUCUCGAACUGCCAUCUGAGCUGCGCAUCAAAGUCUACGAGCACUACUUCAGGGAUGACGAAUGGCCUAAUGAGAUUCUCGACUUGGGUCCCGACAUUUAUAAACGGUACCAUAAAAAGCUAGGAAUCAUCCGAGUAUGCAGGCAGAUUCACGACGAGGCCACCCAUUAUUUCUACAGCACCCGUCGAUUCCGAAUAUUCCCCACCAGUCCAGGACGAUACUUCAAGACGAAGAAGCCGCUACUGUCGCGGAUGAAGAAGGUCCAGCGCGAGUGCGUCACCUCGCUCGAACUGCGCCUUGGGCCGGGAUGGAGCGCGCCACCUCGGGGAUGGGUGGUCAACGAUGCCCUCGGGCUGACCGAAUUCACCAACGUCCGCACGCUCUGUGUGUUUGUCGAGUGCGACCCCAGCGAUGGCGUGUUCAAGGGAUUCCGGCGCUCCGAGGGAUUCUACGAGGGGUUCAGCCGCACCCUCCUCGCCAGUAUCCUAGAAAAGCUCCCUUCUGUGAACAUUGUCGAGUUUGACGGCUGGUCGAGCGUUAAGAAGAAGGGCGCAAUGAUGUCGGGCCUACUCGAGACUGCGAGAACGGCUGGGUACUUGACCGCCUGGGGACCCGAGCGCGGUUGGACGGACGAGGACCACGAAGAUGACGAACCUAACAAGCAUGAGCCAAACCCCUUCAUGGCGGUGACACCACUCGCCACCGGUGACUGGCCGCACAACAUUCUGGUUUCAGCAUAGUAUCACGACAGGGACAAGGCGUUUGGGCGUUUGGGCACCUUUGACGGGCCGUCGGAUGGUAUAUAGUCUAGCGCGGUCCUACUGGGAAUUGACAAGUGUGAACUUGCUUCAUUGAAAUCUUGGACACGUCUAAACGCUUCAAAUGUAAUGUGAAAAUUGCAGCUCCACUCAGGGCCUCUCACUGUGCCCCCAGCGCCGUCAGGGCGUUUCUGAGCUCUUGCACCGCGGUGGGCACGUCUUCAAAAUUCAGUGCCGAGAUUGCCCACUUGGCAUGUUUUUGCGCCUGGUUGAGGUCCUUGUAAUGGGCGGCGGGUGAAGGUGCACUAGGCGCUGGUGCCGGUACGGGCACAGGUUGUGGA